AAACACGAGUAGUUUGGCCGAAGAAGACAGCGAAAGGAAGUUUGUAAACUGCUGUUGUUUUGUUUUUUCAUUCGUAUUGUCAUAUAGUUUAGACAAAAAGAAGAAAAAAAGAGAGUCACUAUGCCCGUUAUAUGUGCGGCAACAGGAUGCAACAAUAAGUUUGUCAAAGGGUCGGAAAUAAGAUUUUACAGGUUUCCUCUUAGCAAGCCUCAACUCGCCAGCAAAUGGGUGCACAGCCUUGGGAUGAAAAACUUCAUCCCAACUGCCAACACUUGCCUCUGUUCGGAGCACUUUAGGCCAGACUGCUUCAGAGACUACAAUGGCAAACAGUUUCUACGAGAGGAUGCGGUGCCCACCAUAUUCACCCAAGGACAGGAUUCCUCAAAGAUUGAACUGCGUAAAAGAGGAGUAAUCCUAAAGGAGACAAAUGUCGCAAAUCAGAUGACGACACAAGCGGACAGAGACAGAGCAAAAGAAGCUGCUCUUCGCAGAGACAAAAGAGGAGGAAUGAGGGGUGGACGAGGUGGCCGUGGAGCAAAACAGCUGUCAGAAAGGCAGAAUGUUGGAGCCAAAAACAAAGUGUACGACAACAAAGGCCGACUGCUCUCCAAUGGCAAGGACUUGUGUGACUGUUUGGAUGUGGACUGCAUGGGCUGCUUCUAUCCGUGCCCUGAAUGUGGAUCUCGCAAGUGUGGCGUUGAGUGCCGCUGUGACAGGAAGUGGCUUUACGAGCAGAUGGAAGUGGAAGGUGGCGAAAUCAUCCGGAACAAGUUCGCCAUUUAGUUUUCAGAUAUGCUUUUCUUUCUCUCUGAUUUCAUACCCAAAUCAGGCUGAUGGACCAUUCAAGACUGUGAUGCACUCUUUAAGAAAUAAUCCGCAAUAUUUAUCAAGUUUUACAAACCUAACGGAGAAGAAAACACUUUUUUUUUCUUUUUUUUUUCUUUAAAUAAAGAUUUUUUUUCCUCAAUAUUUAAUGUCUGUGCUGUUGAUAUAGUGUAGCAUGUUAUUUUUAAAAAAAGGACUUUUCUGUAGUAUUAUCAGGAGUUUGGUUUGUAAAUGAGGAAAACAUAUGGAGUGUAAUGUAUACAUUGUAUAGUUUGUAUAGAUGAUUGGAGCAUGAAGUCAGUAACAUAUUCAUCAGUGAAUGGGAUGGUGACAUAGUAUCAUCCAAACGCUAACAGGGUUUUAAAGUUAAUCAUAAAAUUAAGGUGACCAAUUUAUUAUAUAUUAAAACACUGCCUAAAUAAUAAAUAAAUAAAAAAAGGGAACAUUCAGUCAUCGCCCAGGGUGUCUUGUCUUAAUACCUGUGGGGCACACAACAUUUCAUUUAAACAUUUCACUGUCACCAAAGCAGGGGAAAUGAAAAAUGGUUUAUGAUUCUUAAGUGGACGAAUUGAUGUCCCUGUAUUUUAAUUGACUUUGAAUUAUACUGUUCCCUAUAAUUGUUCCCUUAAUU
Messenger RNA from Pelmatolapia mariae (spotted tilapia), 1456 nucleotides. RefSeq names its product ADP-ribosylation factor-like 14 effector protein (gene arl14ep). Bases 121 to 783 code for a protein of 220 amino acids. Gene Ontology annotation, cellular component: intracellular membrane-bounded organelle. NCBI's taxonomy places the organism in Eukaryota, Metazoa, Chordata, Actinopteri, Cichliformes, Cichlidae. The record is from RefSeq and is a predicted model, not a curated record. The transcript has 5 exons.